Patiria miniata (bat star) is the source of this 2217-nucleotide messenger RNA. It is a transcript of the gene fez2, whose product is annotated as fasciculation and elongation protein zeta-2-like. The transcript has 9 exons. The record is from RefSeq and is a predicted model, not a curated record. Gene Ontology annotation, cellular component: cytoplasm; axon. NCBI's taxonomy places the organism in Eukaryota, Metazoa, Echinodermata, Asteroidea, Valvatida, Asterinidae. Bases 93 to 1262 code for a protein of 389 amino acids.
GAAAUGGGACCAGUGAACCAAGCCCAUGCUCAAAUCUACCGUGCAAAAGACGAAAACACGAUAUUUGCAGCUAGUGCAGGCGAGUCGAGAAAAUGGCAGCUCCGCUUGCGUUUUUCGACGAUCAAGGCGAUCCACACACCCCAAGCACAGAAGAAUAUCCGGAAUUUAUCGAGUAUAGGGGACCCUCUGCAGACGACAUAAAUUCCAAUGGAAAUGCCUUCCCGGUGUUGUCGAUAAAAGAGGAAAUAUGCCCGGACAAUUUCAAUGAACGAACCAUGUCGAUUGAGGAUUUGGUCAACAACUUUGACGACAAACUCGCCGUGUGCUUCAGGAAUUAUAACCUGAACACGGAAAGAAUUGCACCCGUCAAAAUUCUCACACAGGAGGAGGUUAUGAAAAAUUGCAAAAUAUGGAAGAAAGUGACAGACAACAUGGGGCAAGUAAUGCCACUGGACUGGAAGAACUCACACACGCGGAAACUACACAUGCCAACACUCCACCUGUGUACAAAGAGAAACGGAGACAAUCUGGACUUGCCGGAGGACCAUGAACUGACCCAGUGUUUUGACAUGCAUUCCAUGGUUCUGUCCUCGAUGCCACCCGAAGACCAAGACCCAUCAGUCACAGCGGAUCGAGUUAUCGAAGAAAUUGACGAGAUAUUCCAGUCACAAUCAGACUCGUCACCUGAUGACCAAGUGGAUGAAGACUCGUUAUCCAACAUUUCCCGAGAAUUGCAAGCCCUAAGAGACCGUUCCAUCACCACCAGUAGCUACGAGGAGAGUCAACUUGCCCAAGGAUCGCCAGAGCUCAAGUGCAUGACGCUUUCAGAGCUGAACGAUCUCCUGGAGGACCUAGAAGCCACUGUCAAGGAGUACUCGGAGGCCCUGGUGACAGAGCUUGCCCUGCGAGAGGAACUCUGCUUUGAGAAGGAGACCAAGAACCAGUUCAUCUCGGCCCUGGUGGCCGUCCAGAACAAGAUCAAAGGCUUCAAGAAGCAGCCUCCAACGACGGCCAACAAGAAGAAGGGCAAGAACAGCGUGGAGCCAGGAACGUACUUGACCACCAGAAUACCCUACCACAAGGGUAGCGGACCACCAGAUGUCAACACAUUGCAGAAAGUCACCAAAAUUCUGAGAGCAAUCAAUGAAGAUAGCAAAGACGUUCCGGACCUUCUCACCAACUACAUCCUCAAAGUGUUGUUCAAACCGGAGAAGGAUGGCGAUAUUCCACUGCCGUUGCCUAUGGAUGUGCAGGUCAGGUAAAAGGUCAAAGGUUAGAUGUCACCCGUGGAGGUCAAUCACACGAUUUUAUCAUCUAUGUCAUCGCCAUCAACAUCAUCUUGCCCAUUUGCCGAUCGGCCCACCCUUUCCUAAGAGUUUAUUUGGAGGGGAGGGGCGUGGUUGAAGAUCCACCCAGAGGGGUGUACCGUGGUUGGUUGCUCGCUGAUGCAAGAGUAUGCACUCUGUGACUAAAGGGUUGACAAGUUUUUGCAUUAUGCCGUGAUUGUUCGUCAGCAAUACAGCGCCAACCGAAAUGUCGUCACUUUCCAUCUAAAUUAUGUUAUAAACACACACGUCCUAGUGGACUUUAGCAUAUGUAGCAGUAUAAGGCGUCGUUAUUACAUGUAGUGUCAGUGUACUGUGCCGUGUCACGCAGGUCUUGUGCAGGGUUCUUCGGUAGUACUUAAGAGGUAUUCGUAUUUAUGAAUCUAGAGUAGGGUAUUACAACUUCUUGUCGCUCUUUUGUAAAAAAAAAUUUAAAAAAUGAUAUUACUGUUAAUAUAUUUACCUAAUCAUAUUGCUUGAAAUUUUAAAAUCGACCAUAAACAUGCUGUUUAAUGUGUGAGUUUUUCUUUUGAUACCUGAAAUUAUGUCAGUGAUUGGACUAGAGUGGAUUAACUUUCACUUGUUUUUUUUUGUAUUUGCGUCCUUUACGUUCACUUUCAAUUUUAUAUACGUUUCUUGUAAAUUUGUGUAUUAUAAGAGGAAGAAAAAGAUUUAAUUAUUAAUUAAAGAUGCCCAAAGAUUUAUCCUGUUAAAAAUAUAAGUUUAAGAAAAACUAUUGUUAAUUGUUGAAAAUUUGUAUACUUUGAAGCCAAAACAUUGCAGGUCGGGUAGAAAUGAUUGAUGGAGGACAAUGUGGACAAGACAGAAAAGGACUCAAAUGGUGAAGCCUUUCAUGAACAGGGGUGAGUAAAAAAAAAAGCGGAACCCAAAC